AUGCAGGCCAACGAAUCGGAUCUGUCAAUUCGGCUGAAAUAUGGCGUUCACACCGUCUUCCUCUUCGUAGACCCGUUGGCGCCCUGGUCUGCCAUCACCACGGAGCUCCUAGAGGUCCUCCGAGAGCGAUACCCCGACGGCUUAGUUGCGGUGCCAAGAGGUAAAACUCCUGUCCCGACCUCCGGCCAGGAUGUGCACAUCUCCUAUGCGCUGCUGGUGAAUCCACACGACUACACCGAAGGCUGGAAAGACCUCAAUAUCCGCGGCACGGAAACCCCAGUGAGCAAGGGCAUCAAGAGCGGCACCAUUGUCGCCUUUCUCAUCCAAGACGAAAACGAGAGUACCGAUAGCUCGCCCGAGUUUAUUGUAGACUGGCCAAAUCUCGACGAGGAAGAAGAGGAGGAGAUGGCCGCUGAUGGAGAUGUGGAUGGUUUGGAGCUAUGA
Molecule: messenger RNA, 444 nt
Organism: Phaeoacremonium minimum UCRPA7
Lineage: Eukaryota; Fungi; Ascomycota; Sordariomycetes; Togniniales; Togniniaceae
Exons: 1
Coding region: 1-444 (147 amino acids)
Source: RefSeq, a predicted model, not a curated record